This is a messenger RNA of Somion occarium, 1757 nucleotides long. The record is from the annotation of a GenBank genome assembly. Lineage: Eukaryota; Fungi; Basidiomycota; Agaricomycetes; Polyporales; Cerrenaceae.
GCGUUUCAUCGCGUCCUUCACAGACUUUUAUGCACAAGUUGGAUCAUCUGCACAACACGCUUUAUGCUCACGGACAUUUGCAGCGAGAAUAGUAUACUGGGACGGAGUGUAUAACUGUCUGUCCAUCAUGGGACAGUUGCCUCGCGGACUGAUUGACAGUAUUGUCGACGAGUGUGCGGAUGAAAAGGCGGAUCUUCUCCAUUGCUCUCUCGUGGCUUCCCCUUGGCUACCCAGGGCUCGUCAACAUCUCUUCCACACGGCGGUUGUUUGGCUUAGGAACAGACGAACCCCCGCCAGAUACCCAAAUGCAGCGACUGUUACUCAAAUUGAAGAGUUCAGUCUUAUCUUGGGAAAGUUGUCUCCAGAGCUGCGCGGUCUCAUAAAAUGUCUCCGCAUAUGGCGACGACAAGAUUGGAACUCUCGUGAAGCACCUGCUGUUCCCAAUCGCUAUCUUCAUGCGAAAUCUAUCCAAGGAAUUCUACGGCUACUCCCAAAUCUCAUCGAACUGGAUUUGCGGGGAGUGACCGUCAGAGACGAACCAUCUGUUGAUCCUAACAUGGUCUUGACGCAUCUGGGCCAUAACCUGUGCUGCUUGACUAUGAAGAACCGGUCCACUUCUGAGUGCCAAAGCCUAGGUAUACUCAACCUACUCCUGUUGUUUGCCUCCAUAAAGGAUCUCCAGUACGAGGAACUUGGGCGAUGCGACCCUUACGAACCCGACGAGGCCCAAGGACAGUGCUAUGGCACCCUUGCACCGAUAUCUUCUCUGAAACUAACGCUUCGGCAACCGUGUUUACCAUUGAUCGCACGUCUACAACUGGCUGCCCGCGUUAAGCCGAUGGAUACGCUCGAGCUUCGCUUUGGACGAGAGCAAGACAUAUUGAACGCAGGUGCGUUCCUACGAAGCACCGGGACGAAUCUUCGCACGUUGAAGCUGGAUUGGGUCUCACUCAUACUUGAGUGUUGGUCAGACGAUUAUGACAAUCCUUGGGUUCCGCAACAUUACUGGCAAGUGUUGAAGGUUUCAUCUUGCCCUAUCCUGGAGAAUCUCGUGAUUAUAUGGUCCAUGUGGGACACGAAUCCUAGUGCUUGGGCACCUUCAUUCUUCCGAGCCGUACCCGAAUUUCUUUACACAACUUACCUUUCUUCGCCAACCGAGCAAGCGCUUUCCGUUCACACAAUCACCAUUCACAUCUCUCUGACCCAGAUGACGACAUUAUUGCUCCUCCAGGAGUUACAAACAAUAGAAUGGAACCGCAUGAAGACCGUUCUCGAGGGUAUGAUCAGGCAUUGUGGCACCAAGUGCAUUCGUUUGAAAUUCAUCGACGAGAGACUCGAAGCAAAGUCUCUCGAGCGGAAGGUUGACGAUGAAUAUGACAUGGCUCAAACUGACGAUGGAGCAAUGGCGUACCCAAUCGACUUGCAUGAUCUUCCCCCAGACAUGGACAUGGACUUCGACGAUGAGGAGGGCACUGAUGAUGAAGACGACGAGAUGGAUAUGGAUGAAGACAACAUGGGAGAGGACGAUGAUGAUGACCAAGGUAAUGCUGAUGGAGAGGAUCGUGAAGAAGAUGUUCAGACUGCUAAGCUGGCAGAUCUCACUGAGGCCGAGUUACGUCAGACGUUAAUAAAUUAUCUGAAGGCCAGACUCGGUGCCUUGGAUGGCACAUUAGAUAUUGUAUACUUGCCUUACUGAGUUUCUAAGGAACGUGUAUCAUAAUCAGUGUAUCCCAUUAUAAUAUCCAGAAAACCAAACC